CACGCACGCAUAAAUGAAGAAAACUGUCAACAUCGCGCGACCGAAUUCGCGAGUUUAUCAAAAUUAUUUUAUUUUUUAUUCGCUCUUUGCAGAUCAUAGAAACAAGUUCACGGUCGCGUUUUCUCCUCGUCUGCAGCCACACUCGGUUCAAUAUAAUUGGAAUAUCUCGACAAGAUGGUGAAUGAUUACAAUCUAACUCAGGAUAUCAUUUGUUAACUCGGUUGAAUUUACCCAUCAAGGAGGUGGCGAUUUUGCUAGAUAGGUGUGGAAUCCGAUAUACCUAUUCAUAAUAUUGAUCACAUCAAGUUUUUUGGAAAAUGACAUCGAUGGAAGUUGCUGCGGAUUUGGACGAUGGAAAUGCCUUUUGCGAAAAGAUUAUCAAUGAAAUCCAUGCCGUAUUUAUCAGAGAUCCAGAUCUAACUGGCUUCGAAAUCAUUCCAAUGCCAUCUAAUACGAACAAAUCGCCCGUUGUUCACGUGGAGCAUAACCUGGGCCUGCAAUCGUGGUGUGUCAAGUACGUGUACGAAUAUGCUCAUCGACUAAUUCUGCGCCAUCGUGUCGAAUGUUCCCGUCUGCUUGGCUCCGCUGGGACCGCAACACUUGGAGGUGCUCCUUGUAUCGGGACAUCCGUUUCGACAACGGCAACAUCUAUUGCUAGCAAUGUUCUAAUCAAGUACCUGAACUGUGCCAUACUCAUCAAUCCGGAUGUAUCGACCUUUUGGAACCUGCGACGGCAGCUGUUUGCCAAAAAUCGCUUAGACAUCACCAAAGAGUUUCAGUUUGCCGCACUGGUUUUGAGCAAAAAACCUAAAUCGAAUGAAGCUUUCGCGUAUCGUCGAUGGUUGUAUCUUUUCCAAAGUUCCGAUGCAAUUGACUGGUCCUUUGAAAUUGCCCUUUGUGAAAAAUGUGCAGACAAAAGUAACACUAACUACCACGCAUGGUGCCACCGACAGUGGGUGAUCAUGAAAUCACCGCACCUGCUUAAGUUUGAAAUAUACAAAACGGAAAAAUUUAUCCGGAAGCACAUUCAUGACUAUAGCUGCUACAAUCAUCGACAGUUUGUGUUGACUAGAAUGUACGAAACUACAUAUUUCGAUGAAGACGAUGGACAUAAUGUGGAAAACCUGAGCCAAUAUGUAAGCACGUUGAUAGGGACAACUAUUGAAAGUGAAGACGAUCUGUUGAAGCUGAUGGUUCCAUGUGUGAAUCGGGAGCAUCUUAAUGUUUUUAAAUUACGAUCGUUCAUGUACUGUCUAAAUUUGGCUGGUAGUGAUUUGAAUUUGUGUGAAGAGCUUGCUAGUAUGUAUGGAGCCUCUCAAGCCUUCGAGAAUCAUCGACGAUUUAUGGUGAAGUUUAUUGUGGAUCGAUGCCGCAACGCUUCCAACACCCUACUGCAGGAUGUCAACGGUCAAAUAGCGCAAUUCAAUCAACCACUGAGUAAGAUGACCAAACUGGAGGAUUUUGAAAACAGUGCGUUUUUGUUAGCAAUCAAAGGAAAAGAGAGCCAAAGAAAUGCUCCUCAACACAAAGCAUGGUGCAAACUGUUUCUUGGAUUUGACAUAGACUAAAUAAACACCUAAACAGAAAUAGAGCGAAAUCAAACGUUGACUAAUAGCACAUUGUUUUUCACAAAAGUUCCUAGUUUAAAACAAUAGUUAAACAACAAAAAAUACUACUCAAGUUUUCUACUUUAGCACAACUUGCGGCUCUUCUUCCAAAAAUCGUCUAGGCUAAUGCGUAUUAGUUUUUCUAUUUUUUAAGGUAACGACGUUUUGAAAAUAACUUUAUGUGUUGAUGCGUAUUAUACCAGACAGACCGGAAUUGUCAGACAUUUGUUUUCUAAUUUAGCAAUACUUCCUCGAAACUUGUUAUGUAGUUUUAUCGAUUAGUUUAAAUGCGUGGAAUAAACUUAUAAUACCGAAAA
This is a messenger RNA of Uranotaenia lowii, 1924 nucleotides long. It is a transcript of the gene temp, whose product is annotated as protein prenyltransferase alpha subunit repeat-containing protein 1-B. The transcript is spliced from 3 exons. The record is from RefSeq and is a predicted model, not a curated record. Gene Ontology annotation, biological process: protein prenylation. The coding region runs from base 318 to 1568 and encodes 416 amino acids. Gene Ontology annotation, molecular function: protein prenyltransferase activity. Gene Ontology annotation, cellular component: cytoplasm. NCBI's taxonomy places the organism in Eukaryota, Metazoa, Arthropoda, Insecta, Diptera, Culicidae.